CUGACUUUAAACUCUACAAAAAUCAAAAAAUCCUUUAACAAUUAUUAAUUUCGAUUAUUCUCAUCAUCAAUUCAGAAGCGCAUCACAAUUUUGAAAUUUAACAUCGACUUUUUUCUCUAUUUAAUUGUACUGCUAUUCCCGAGAGAGAAAUCUGAGAUAAAUAAUUCAAUCGAAAUAAGUUUUUUCUUUUCAAUUAAAUGGAUUUAGGGUGUUUGGAUUUGGGAUGCAUUUCUUUGUCUGAUGAAAAGAGAUCGGAAAUUCCAGUUGCAGAGUCUUCCAUUGGUGAUUCCAGUAAUUCUCUUUCAACCACUACCAAGCCUAGCAAGAACAAAUUGCCCCGUGAUAGCCCUCCCUCCGGUGGAAAUGCACUCAAUCGAGUCACAUCGCAAAUUAAAAAGCCAUUACAUCGUAAAACCUCUCCUCUUAAUUGGUUUCCUCGUAAAAAAGUCGACUCAUACUUGAAGAGAAAAAUUAAAGUACUACAGGAAGCUGGGGGCAUGAAUAAUUCUCUUGACGAGACAUUGGGUCACGCUAAUCCUCACUAUUGUAGAGUAGAACGAGAGAAACGUGCUGCCAGAGAGGCAGCAUACAAAGUAAUGGAAGCAAGGAAAGCUGCUAUGGUUGAAGCAUCAUGGUGCCGUAUACUUCAAGCAGCCCGGAUCUCUAACAAAGAAGCAGAUGCUCAGCUUCUAGAAGCAGAAAAAGAAGUUUCUGAAGCGUUUGAAGCUGCAAAAUCUAAAGGAGUAAUCAUGUAUGACACACCCGAAGACUUUGAGAUGGAAAUAUCCUGCACUAGCGUGAAAGGAUCUACGACCCACGCAAUUAGAGCUUCUUUUGAAACAGCUUUUGAAGUUGAUAAACAAGUAGCAGCAGCUGUUAAAGCAGCAUUCAUCAAACUAGCACAUUAUGAACCUUUUAAUAAGGACGAAUUUAAGGACUUGUUGCGGAAAAUCAACGAAAAUCCUGAUUCUUUGGAACUUUCAGAGUCAGAUACUGGGUUAAAGUUUGAAUCAGGAUCCUGUAAUGAUGGCCCUAAUUCGAAUCGGAAAAACAGGAAGAAACAAAGUCCUCAGAAAUUUAAGGGGACUUUUCUUGUCAAUAUGAUGCUUGAAAGGCUUAAAUGCUUGAAAGAACAAGAGUUGGCUUCUCUGGCUACCAUUGUUGCAACAUGUGGGCUGAAUGCUGCCUUGGCUGAUAAUGAAAAUCAUAGAAUGCACAAUAAGUUUCGUGCUUCUUCUGGCAUGGACUACACUAAUGGAUCCGUAAGGAAAGAUCGUGUCGGGCCCGACUUACCUAGCUUAGAUAAGUUCCUGGUUAAGAAAUUGACUAAGCUUGAAAAGGAAGUUCAAGAAGCUAAGAAUGCUAGGAAAGCAGAGUCUAUAAACUCUCAACUCUUCAAAGGUAGUGACAAAGUCGAAAGUGCACCGGACUUGGGUAGUGUACUCAUUAAUAAGCAUUCAUCAAGACUCGAGAAAGAGAUCCAAGAAGCAAAGAGAAAUCAGCAGUUGGCUGACAAUGGUGGUGCUGCAAUCGGAAGGACUCUGAAACAUGGAAAAAGCCGGUUACCUAAACAAGACGAUUUAGAAGUUCCAAGCUUGGACAAAGUUUUGUUGAAGCAUGUAUCCCGGCUUCAAAAGGAAGUCGAAGAAGCUAAGAAUGCUAGGAAAGCAGAAUCCGAAAGAGGUGGUGAUGGGAAGUCUAUAAACUCUAAUAACAAUGUACCAGACCUUGGAAGUGUACUCAUUAAGCAUUCAUCGAAACUCGAGAAAGAGAUCCAAGAAUCAAAGAGAAAUCAAAAUCUGGCUGAAAAUGAUGGUUCUGAAGCCGGAAGGACCCUGAAGCAUGGGAAAAGCCGGCUACUUAAACAAGACGAUACAGAAAUUCCAAGCUUGGACAAAGUUUUGGUGAAGCACGUAUCCCGACUUGAAAAGGAGGUUCAAGAAGCAAAGAAUAAGAGAGACAAUGAAUUCCAUAUCAUUUCGGGAGGUGGGAAUUCUUGUAUACAGUCGUCCGCUCAGGAGCAAUUGCAAAAAGAGAAUAUCAACAUGAACACUAACCCUCUUCAAAGGGAGCAAAAACAAAAUGUUGAGAAAGAAAGUUUGGAUAGUGUUUUAGUUAAGCAUGUGUCGAGAUUAGAGAAGGAAAAAAUGGCGUUUGUCUCCGAAGAAUCUGUUGGUGUAAGGAAAAGGGACAUAGUACUACAAACCGACACAAGUUUGGGCGGCUUGGAUCAAAUUCUUGUCAAACCCAAGUCAAGAGUAGAGAGAGAAAAGACUAUUGCAUCUGAACAACCUGAAGUAAGGAACACUUAUUCCAAGUCUCGGCGUGAAGCAAGGGAGCGAGAGUUGCUAGAAACAUGGGGAGGCAUGGGCUUAGGCAAUUCCAUGCGACCUCACGUCUCUAGACUAGAACGAGAUAAGGCUGCUUGGAUCAAAGCUGAAGAAGAGGAAAAACAAGCAGAGCUGCACACUUAGUCGUCAUUUGCUGAAAAUACAAGUGCAGCCACACUCAGGUUUAUACAUAAUGUUAGCUGCUUUAUUUUACUCGCUUUAAAGUUAAAUUAAGGGAAUGGGCAGAUGUUAUUGAUUGUACAUAGGUUAGUGUUGUACUUGACACAACACAGGUACCAUUAUUUAUCAAAUGAGCAGCAAAUCGAGGAAUUCCACAUAUGUAAUCUUACUCUUUCGCUUCAAUUAACAUUGCUUCUCGAGUGCUAGCUUUUCGCUUUCGUGUUGCAAUGAUAUUUGCUAUUGAUAAAGAGAAGAUCAUUAAACAUUUUGCAUAUGAAUACAUCCUGGGAAAACAUUUCUUUUGUACAUUUGUUUUGUAUUGCACAUAGUUGUGAAUUUGAUGGGUGAUUCUGAUUCUUGACUACAUUAAUAAAUUACAGCUUAACAACUUUUCCCGCCA
Messenger RNA from Amaranthus tricolor (Joseph's coat), 2910 nucleotides. RefSeq lists its product as uncharacterized. The transcript has 5 exons. Lineage: Eukaryota; Viridiplantae; Streptophyta; Magnoliopsida; Caryophyllales; Amaranthaceae. The record is from RefSeq and is a predicted model, not a curated record. The coding region runs from base 198 to 2474 and encodes 758 amino acids.